UUUGGCUCUGAUAGGCUGGUGGUUCGCGUUCCCAGAGUUCCUAUUGGGUCAACGCAUCAGCUCCAAGAUGGCGGCGGCAGCCACCUGCGGCACUGGCUUCGGGAGCUCCGGGUCUGUGGCAGCCGUGGCCGGCCGGAGUGGCAUCACCAGCUUCCAGAGGAGGGGCAAGGCCGGUGGGACAGACGGCGGCCCUCGGCUGCUGUCCAUUGCGGGCACACGACCGUCGUUGCGGAAUGGACAGCUGCUGGUAUCUACCGGGCUCCCAGCCCUGGACCAGCUCUUAGGUGGAGGUUUAGCUGUUGGAACAGUUCUUCUGAUUGAGGAUAAAUUUAAUAUCUACUCGCCCUUGCUCUUCAAGUAUUUCCUGGCAGAGGGAGUUGUCAACGGGCAUACUUUGUUAAUUGCAUCUGCUAAAGAAAACCCUGCCAACAUUUUACAGGAACUCCCUGCACCAUUACUUGAUUAUAAUUGUAAAAAAGAACUUGGUGAAGAUGUACAUAAUCCUAGAACACCAGAAAGUGAUGACAACAUGAAAAUAGCCUGGCGAUACCAGUUAUUACCCAAGAUGGAGCAGGUUGGACCAGUGUCAUCGUCAAGAUUUGGUCACUAUUAUGAUACAUCCAAAAAGAUACCUCAAAAACUACUUGACAUUUCAAAGUGUCAUGAAUUCUUUCUUCCAGAAAAAGUAUCUUCAACUCUUGCAGUAGAAUCCUGUCCUCUGUCCCAUGGCUACACAAAACUGCUUCAAUUUGUCCAGAACAUCAUUUAUACUGAAGGAUUUGAUGGAUCUAAUCCCCAGAAAAAACAGAAAAACAUUUUAAGAAUAGGAAUUCAGAAUCUUGGCUCACCAUUAUGGGGAGAUGACAUUUGCUGUACAGAAGACUGUGACAGUAGUCACAGACUUACCAGGUUCCUCUACAUUCUCCGUGGUCUUCUAAGAACAUCACUGUCAGCCUGUAUCAUCACGAUGCCAACACAUCUUAUCCAGAAUAAAGCAAUUACUACUCGAGUGAGAAAUCUGUCAGAUAUAGUAGUUGGUCUGGAAUCUUUUAUUGGUUCUGAGAGAGAAACAAACCCAUUAUUUAAGGAUUUUCAUGGUUUGAUCCAUAUACGACAGAUUCCUCGCCUUAAUAACUUGACUUGUGAUGAAUCAGAUGUCAAAGACUUAGCUUUUAAGUUAAAAAGGAAACUAUUCACCAUUGAGCGACUGCAUUUGCCUCCAGACUUGUCAGACACAGUGAGCCGUUCAAGCAAACAGGAUCUGGCAGAAUCCGCCAAGCUGCUGGGCCCAGGCUGUGGCAUGAUGGCCGGAGGCGAGAAGCACCUGGACUUCUAGGGAUCCUCCUUAGUCACUGCAUGUGGAAUUAUCUGACACUCUAAUUAUGAUUGCUAAUAGCUUAUGUAAAUAUUUUUCUUAAUGAUUUGCCCCUCAAUCUUUGAAAACACAGUUAGGAUUACAGAAUGGAGCUGCCAUUCUUUAUGUUUUUUUCACCAACUUUUGUACAGAAAUAAUACAGCAGAAAUAUUGGCAUUUUUAGCAUUUAGUUUUUGCUUUUUAAAAUACUAAUUUAUUUUUAAACAAACACUCAAAAAAGGUCCAAAAAAUCAAUGCACUCAGGAUCAUGCACAUGUUACAGCCAGGAGAGUGUAAAUCAUGAAAUUCAAGUUGUAUAUGAACACAUUUCCACUUUAUUUCUGAAAAAAUUACCAAAAUUGCUAAGGCUUUAAAAAAAAAAAAAAAGAAAGAAAGAAGGGAAUUUUGUUUGCUAGUAUAUGAAACAAUUCGCAUUUAUGUAUCCUGUUAUUAAAAUGAUAAAGACAAAGUAAUAUAUUUUGAAUUUAGUAUGAAUUACUCUGCCAUAGUAGUUAAUACAAAAAGAACUUGAGUGAUAGAAUAGAAGUUGAGUGGACUUCUGUUUAGAAAUCUUCAACAGUCAAAGUCAGUGCUAUGAAAUUGUGUCAACAGACAUAAUUCAAGACUGAAAUUCAAACUGACAGCCACAUCAGUGCUGGGAUGUCAGGGGAAACACAUAGUGAAGCCUGGUGUAAUUCGUAUAAUAUAGUCUAAGACAACAUGAAAAACUGAAAGUAACUCAGAUUUCCACUGUGCCAUGCAAACCCUUUGUUAAACAGGAACAUUGGCUAAGCAUGGAAACCUCUAACCAUGUAAACAUGUCUUGGGCACAUAGCUUAUUGAACCAGUUUUCAUAUGAAACACUGGGUUUUUGAAUCAGUUCCAUAGCCUUAAAGCUUUUGACAAACAAUAGGCAAAAAGUGAAAGUUAAAAAGCAAUUUGCAUAUAUAAAUAAAGAUUCAAUUUUUAAAAAGACAUUUAACAUCCAUUGGGAAAAACUGAAUUUCCAGAGUACAUUUUCAAAUAUAUUAGAAUAUUUUAAAAGAACUUUUAACCAGCAUUUUUAAGUAGUUUUCUUUUAAUAUACCACAGACUGUGCUCUAUUUGCUCCUGACAACAUUGUAGAAAACAAAGACUAGGUUUUUAAAACUGUCUAACCAAUAUGAUGAAUGUCAGUCACUUAAAAAAAAAACCCACUGUAGCAUAAACACACACUGUAUACAGCUUUUAUUCAGAAUUAGAAUAAUUGAAUCAAUGACAGUGAUUUGCCAGGAUGACAAAUCUCUCCAUCAUAUCCUGUCACUACCAGUUUAUUUUUUGUGAUCAAAAUCAAAAAGACAACUAUUUUGUCACCACGACUUCAUUAGCACUAAAAAAUCGCGUUGAUUCUUCUUCUUCCUUCUUUUUUUUUUUUUACACUGUCUGGUUUAUUUUUUUUUUUCAUCUCUUUUAAUUCUAAAGACAAAUUCUUCCCCAUUUUCUUUUCAAAAUAAAGUUUCAGAAUUGAUCUGUCAGUUAAAAUUAAAGGGCUUUUAUAUUAAGCAGAGGUGCUUUUAAGAUUUAAAACAACUUCAAAAGAUUGAUUUAGUCCAUAGAUAAUAAAAUAAUGUUGUGCAGGUACUAAAAGAAGCUCUGCUGUGCCCUUUGAAGAUACUGUGAACAAUUUGAAUAAAUUGAAGUGAACCUUUUA
This is a messenger RNA of Nannospalax galili (Upper Galilee mountains blind mole rat), 3044 nucleotides long. It is a transcript of the gene Elp4, whose product is annotated as elongator acetyltransferase complex subunit 4. The transcript has 10 exons. The record is from RefSeq and is a predicted model, not a curated record. Gene Ontology annotation, cellular component: cytoplasm; elongator holoenzyme complex; transcription elongation factor complex. NCBI's taxonomy places the organism in Eukaryota, Metazoa, Chordata, Mammalia, Rodentia, Spalacidae. Gene Ontology annotation, biological process: tRNA wobble uridine modification. Bases 68 to 1336 code for a protein of 422 amino acids.